Phytomonas sp. Hart1 is the source of this 335-nucleotide messenger RNA. Lineage: Eukaryota; Euglenozoa; Kinetoplastea; Trypanosomatida; Trypanosomatidae. The record is from the annotation of a GenBank genome assembly.
AUGUUAUGGUUGUCUAAAUGCAUGUUUGGUGUUUUGUUUUCUCCCUUCUCCCUCCCUCUUCCCCCUCCCUCCCUCCCCCUCCCCCUCUUCUUUUUCCUUUCACCUCUUGACUUCUCUAAUUUAGGAGACUCAGGUUCGGUAGGAAUACUUGUAACUCCUUUUCAGUGGAUUUUUUUGGGCUGCUCAUACGAAUUAUUGAAAUUUAAAAGUAUAUAAGGCCAACUGGACAAGCAACUGUAAACUUCAGAUUAGUCUGUAAUUUACAUAAAAGCACCAGUAUAAUUUCGCAGCUAAAAGGCUGUCAUUUGAGAAACCAUAGGAGUGUUGUUGAGCAA